GCUGUGGAAGCACUUCGACCAGGAAAUCUCAGAUUGUUGACGGGCGACAGUUUAGCUGGUGACCGUCGGGAAGCGGAGAAGUUGUUUUUAGUAUUAAAAGGUUUUAGUUUUCAUUUGUGCGUCAUGGCAUCUCUAUUCAAGAAGAAGACAGUCGAUGACAUUAUAAAGGAACAGACUAAGGAGCUUCGUGGUACUCAGAGACAGAUCACUAGAGACAGAGCUGCUCUGGAGAAACAAGAGAAACAAAUGGAGAUGGAGAUAAAGAAGAUGGCUAAGUCUGGGAACCGGGAGGCCUGCAAGAUCCUGGCCAAGCAGCUGGUCCAGCUGAGGAAGCAGAAGAACAGGACCUACGCCGUCAGUUCAAAGGUCACCUCCAUGUCUACACAGACCAAGGUCAUGAACUCCCAGAUGAAGAUGGCAGGAGCCAUGUCUGCUACGGCUAAGACAAUGCAGGCGGUGAACAAGAAGAUGGAUCCUCAGAAGACCCUCCAGACCAUGCAGGACUUCCAGAAGGAGAACAUGAAGAUGGGCAUGACAGAGGACAUGAUCAACGAUACGUUAGAUGAAAUAUUUGACGAGUCAGGUGACGAAGAAGAAUCUCAGGACAUUGUGAACCAGGUUCUGGACGAGAUUGGCAUUGAGAUCUCUGGAAAGAUGGUGAGAGCCCCAGCAGCAGGGAACAAUCUCCCCUCUGCCUCUCCUAAACGGAAAACACAGAUCUCUGACGAUGAGAUAGAGAGACAGCUCAGAGCACUGGGAGUUGACUAACACACACACACACACACACACACACACACACACACACACACACACACACACACACACACACACACACCUUGGGCUAGGUCUGUGUACUUGCAGGCUGUUGGUCCAUGUGUCGGAGACUGGGAGACUGUGGCUGGUUAUGAAUAUGUAGUGACUACAUUAUGGAAUAAUAGAAUGUUUUAUUAUGACCCAAACUACAAUCUGCUGAAGGAUGGGAUAUUUAUGUACAUACAGACAGUUGACUCCGGUGACUUCAAUGUAUACAUGAUAUUUUGGAAGGACCAAUCCUGUGGGAGGAUGAAGUAAUGAUGUUUUUUGUGCUCUCACAUCUUUAGGGUACGGUACUAUAGAUGCUGGUGAUGUCAUAGACUACUGACGAUGUGUCUGUAGUACCACUUACAUUAACUCUAGGAACUACUGACAAUGCUUGCCUUUUUCACUAAUAAACAUUUUGCAUGAGAAUCUAUGGAAUCAGCUUGACCAAACUGCGUAUCCGUUAGGGACAUACAGGUGAAGUGGGAAGUUUACAUACACUUAGGUUGGAGUCAUUCAAUUUCAUUUUUCAACCACUCCACAAAUUUCUUGUUAACAAACUAGUUUUGGCAUGUCGGUUAGGACAUCUACUUUGUGCAUGACACAAGUCAUUUUUCCAACAAUUGUUUACAGACAGAUUAUUUCACUGUAUCACAAUUCCAGUGGGUCAGAAGUUAACAUACACUAAGUUGACUGUGCCUUUAAACAGCUUGGAAAAUUCCAGAAAAUGAUGUCAUGGCUUUAGAAGCUUCUGAUAGGCUAAUUGUCAUCAUUUGAGUCAAUUGGAGGUGUGCCUGUGGAUGUAUUUCAAGGCCUACUUUCAAACUCAGUGCCUCUUUGCUUGACAUCAUGCGAAAAUCAAAAGAAAUCAGCCAAGACCUCAGAAAAACAAUUGUAGACGUCCACAAGUCUGGUUCACCCUUGGGAGCAAUUUCCAAAUGCCUGAAGGUACCACUUUCCUCUGUACAAACAAUAGUACACAAGUAUAAACAUCGUGGGACCACGCAGCCGUCAUACCGCUCAGGAAGGAGACGCGUUCUGUCUCCUAGAGAUGAACGUACUUUGGUGCGAAAAGUGCAAAUCAAUCCCAGCAAAGGACCUUGUGAAGAUGCUGGAGGAAACGGGUACAAAAGUAUCUAUAUCCACAGUAAAACGAGUCCUAUAUCGACAUAACCUGAAAGGCCGCUCAGAAAGGAAGAAGCAACUGCUCCAAAACCGCCAUUAAAAACUGCACAUGAGGCCAAAGAUCGUACGUUUUGGAGAAAUGUCCUCUGGUCUGAUGAAACAAAAAUAGAACUGUUUGCCAAUAAUGACAAUUGUUAUGUUUGGAGGAAAAAGGGGGAGGCUUGCAAGCCGAAGAACACCAGCCCAACUGUGAAGCACGGGGUGGCAGAAUCAUGUUGUGGGGCUGCUUUGCUGCAGGAGGGACUGGUGCUCUUCACAAAAUAGAUGGCAUCAUGAGGUAGGAAAAUGAUGUGGAUAUAUUGAAGCAACAUCUCAAGACAUCAGUUAAAGCUUGGUCGCAAAUGGGUCUUCCAAAUGUACAAUGACCCCAAGCAUUCUUCCAAAGUUGUGGCAAAAAAAAAAAAAGGACAACAAAGUCAUGGUAUUGGAGUGGCCAUCGUAAAGCCCUGACCUCAACCCUAUAAAACAUUUGUGGGCAGAACUGAAAAAGCGUGUGCGAGCAAGGAGGCCUACAAACCUGACUCAGUUACACCAGCUGUCAGGAGGAAUGGGCCAAAAUUCACCCAGCUUGUUGUGGGAGGCUUGUGGAAGGCUACCCACAACGUUUGACCCAAGUUAAACAAUUUAAAGGCGAUGCUACCAAAUACUAAUUGAGUGUAUGUAAACUUCUGACCCACUGGGAAUGUGAUGAAAGAAAUAAAAGCUGAAAUAAAUCAUUCUCUCUACUAUUAUUCUGACAUUUCACAUUCAUAAAAUAAAGUGGUGAUCCUAACUGACCUAAGACAGGGAAUUUUUACUCGAAUUAAAUGUCAGGAAUUGUGAAAAACGGAGUUUAAAUGUAUUUGGCUAAGGUGUAUGUAAACUUCCCACUUCAACUGUAGAUUCAGUUUGACACAAAUUAUAAUCUAAUGCUAAUUCAAACUAAUAAUCAUAAACUUCAUAUUUCAAGUAAUGGUUACUUUUAAUUGCUUGUUUUGUACAACUGAGUUGUACUUUAGUUUGAAGAUGUCUGUCUCAGUUGGUCUCUGUGUGUCCUGUCUUUCUGAUGUGGGAUGGAACCAGUAGUCUGUCUGUCUGUCCUCAUCUCUCUCUUUUUUUAUCUCGGCUGCUGUGCAGUUACCGUAUCUGUUGUUGAAGCUGUUUUCUUAAACCACAAACACUAUAGUGGACAAGACAAAUGGUUUGCUAAGAUGACACUAAUGGUUUUGUCUUCCUGUAGUUCCCUCCACCAUGCUGUAGAGCAGGUCAGAAGACAGUGACAUUGUGCAAUGGCAGCUAAAGAGCAUUUAAUGCAGCCUAGAAUGUUCUCUCAUGGUCCUUUUGUGGUUUUCUAAUGUCGACUGGUAUAACACUGAAUGCUAAAAUGAUUGUCUUAAUGUUUGUUACUGGAAAGCAUUGAGACUGGUACACUGUCUUUUACAUGACUUUCUUUUCAUCUUCAUUUGUGGUGCAAUUUUCCAGACAGGAAAUGUAAAUGAAUGAAGGUUGUUGUCAUGCCUUUUAUCCACCAUGUACAGUAUGUCAACUAAUGUAUGUAUCCUCUGUGUUUGUACAGUUCUACUGUUUAGGCUUGAUGAUGGCUUUUAUAAUGAAUAAAAUCACUUCAUGUACUA
Messenger RNA from Oncorhynchus keta (chum salmon), 3596 nucleotides. Its product is annotated as charged multivesicular body protein 2b. The coding region runs from base 124 to 768 and encodes 214 amino acids. The transcript has 6 exons. NCBI's taxonomy places the organism in Eukaryota, Metazoa, Chordata, Actinopteri, Salmoniformes, Salmonidae. Gene Ontology annotation, cellular component: ESCRT III complex; multivesicular body. Gene Ontology annotation, biological process: late endosome to vacuole transport; protein transport; endosome transport via multivesicular body sorting pathway. The record is from RefSeq and is a predicted model, not a curated record.